Molecule: messenger RNA, 2283 nt
Organism: Mesorhabditis spiculigera
Lineage: Eukaryota; Metazoa; Nematoda; Chromadorea; Rhabditida; Rhabditidae
Source: the annotation of a GenBank genome assembly
AUGCGGCAACUCGCCGCGCUGCCUUUUCUUCCGCUGAUUCUUCUCUUUAAUGCAGCCCUAUCAUCAGUAUUGGCACAAGGCCAAGAAGACGACAGCGCCUACCAUUUUUCCCCGGGGACUGGAGGACGAGCAGCAUGGGUUGUCGAUCAGGACAGCCUGCCGUGGAUCGGAUCUUUUGAAUAUUUGAGCAAUGACAAAUCGCCAGCUACCGUGUUGAUGACGGUGGUGGACAGUUCAACGGGUGCCCCACUUGGAGAGUGUUCCGUUAUGAAUGCUGACAAAGACGAAUGGGAACAGCUCAUCUGGACUCUUGCGUCUGACGGGUUGACGUGUAACGUCUCCGAGACCAAUUCUUCCAAAGUUCGAUUCCCGCUCUCCGCCCAUCCCCGGACAUUCUCUGUCCGCAUUCAAUCAGUCCGUGGCCCUCGGUGUAUCCGCGAGAUGACCGUGCAAAACGAGCGCCCCAUCGGCUGCCCGCCCCAUUUGAAGCAGAACGCGUUCACCUCGGCCGGCAUGGCAUGUGGAUGCCCAUAUGUUGCCGAUUCUACCGCAGAAGUCGACGGACGCGACCCAGCCUUCCCGAUUUUGGAUCUGGCGGGGAACCCCUCCCCCUCCCCCCAACCACCAGCGCAGCCAUUCACGAGUGGACCCUGUGCUGGGAUUGAGUGUAUGAACAAUGGGACUUGUGUUGUUGGAGCUGAUGGACAGGCGACUUGCAUGUGCCACAACGGCUUCUCCGGCUCGCGCUGCCAAUUGGACAUUUGCGCCUCGGUCCCUUGUGGAAAUGGUGGAAAAUGUCAGGCGACCGGAUCGACGGCCGUAUGCCAAUGUCCACCGCAUACCACGGGCAUCUUGUGCGAACAGAUAAUCUGCGAGCCAACGUGCGCCCAGGGUGAAUGCACACUUGUUGAGGGAGCCCCGCUUUGCCAGUGCAGCCCGGGCUUCAUCGGGCCAAAUUGUAACGUCAUCGAUGUCUGCAUCGGUGACGCUGCGUGCGCAGUAUUUGGCGAGCAUGCCAAAUGCACCCUCGAUACGGCCUCGUACACUACCGUAUCGCAGAAGGUGGUCAACGCCUCCUAUGAUUGUCACUGCCCGCACCCGCAGACCGGACAAUGGAUGGACUGCCUGGCGCUCGUCUUGUCUUCCACGCCGCUACCAAGCGGAAUCGACAGCUCGAUCGGGUCAAAGGAAGAAGCUACCGUAACCACUUCCGCUUCCACCCCGACAUCCACCGUCCGGGUUCCGAUCGUUCCUCUGAACGCCCAUAAUGUCGUCACCGCCACGGCAACCCCACCACGGAUCAUUAGUGUAUCGACAACGCCCUCGACUACCGUAUCCACCACAUCCGCUUCUACGGCUGCCUCCACCGCAUCCCAGAUGAACUUCCUGCCAUUCAACCCGAACGUCCAACCGAAUCAGGUGCCCGUCCGGCCAAUGGUCCCCUCAACGGUAAUCCCCAGCGGUGAGGAGACAGAGGAGAGUGUCGAGGCAUCAUCUGCCCCAGCUACCGUACCCCAGGGCUUCCGUCCAUUCCCUUCAGCCCCUGUAGUGUUGGGUGGACAGGGAGGGGUGACUCCAUUCCCAACCCCUGCCCCCGUUGAUGUCGAAGAGGAGGGCGAGCGGACCACGGAAAUUGAGGAGGAAGAGAACCUUGGCGCUGGCUUCGAGACAAUGACCGCUGAAAAUGGGCCCGACCCUUCGCAAUUCAACACGCAAACUGGCGAGCCGACGACUGGAAUGAGCACCGAGGGAGAGGAAGAAUCCGAGGAAACGGCUACUCAGCCGGCCGCGACCGAACAACCCUUGUGGCCGAUGCAACCCCACGGCAGCACUUUGCCUCCGACCGAGGUUACGGAAUCCGAGGAGACGUCAGCCGAGACGACCCAAUCCGUGUUGCCGUUCUGGAUGAUGUCCACCACUAGCACACUGCCACCAGCUAUUCAGCACCCCAUCGAGGUAACCACCCGGGGCAACCAUGUGCCGACUCACGAGCACGCGUGGCCCAAGAACACCGAGGCGCCAGCGGAAGAAACGACAAACGGCGGUGACCAACCAGCCGGCAGCGCGAACCAGGCAAGGAGCAGCGCAGCGAGUGUAAUCGUUGCCAUCAUUGCCGUCACAUUGAUCGGCCUGCUGCUCCUCGCCGCCGCCUUCUUCACGAUGCGCUACGUGCGGCAGUCGCGCAAGCUGCACGGCAAGUACAACCCGGCCCGAGAAGAGCACGCCCUAUCCGCCGCCUACUCCCUUCCGAUGACCCACGCCGCAAAGGACGAGCGGCUCAUC